This is a messenger RNA of Staurois parvus, 4380 nucleotides long. Lineage: Eukaryota; Metazoa; Chordata; Amphibia; Anura; Ranidae. The record is from the annotation of a GenBank genome assembly.
UACAGUCUGGUUAUUAUAAAAGUGUUAAUGCAAUGGCGAAAGACAUCGAUCUGCUAGCAAAGAAUGCUAAAACCUACAAUGAGCCAGGUUCGCAGGUGUUUAAGGAUGCAAAUAACAUAAAGAAACUUUUUGCCAUGAAGAAGUCAGAAAUUGAUUAUACAGAAUCUUCCAAGUCAAGUUUGCGUAGCAGGAACAAGCGACCUGCACAGGGUGAUAGAUUGGCUGCUAUCACAAUGGCACUGCAGUAUGGCUCAGAGAGUGAGGAGGAUGCAACUCUAAAUGCAGCAGUAGCAACAGCAGCAGUAACAACAACUCCACCAUCCAUCCGCUAUGAAGAAGCAGAGUCUGAAGGUGAAAGUGUUACCUCUUUUAUGGUGGGGACAUAUCAAAUCCAUUAUACCAGCUUUAUGAGACUGUCAGGUCUUGUCGGAAUAACCAGGGUCAACUGAUUGCUGAACCUUUUUUCCAACUUCCAUCAAAGAAAAAAUAUCCCGAUUAUUACCAGCAAAUCAAAAAUGCUAUCUCACUGCACCAGAUCAGAAAUAAGCUAAAGAACCAGGAAUACGAGAGUCUGGACCACUUGGAAUCAGAUUUAAAUUUGAUGUUUGAGAAUGCUAAGCGGUACAAUGUUCCAAAUUCUGCAAUAUACAAGAGGGUGUUUAAAUUGCAGCAGCUAAUGCAGACGAAAAAGAAAGAGCUGGCUCGUAGAGACCUCGAUAUAGAGGACGGAGACAGCAUGAUUUCCUCCGCCACGUCUGACACUGGCAGCGCUAAAAGGAAGAGCAAGAAAAACAUUAGGAAACAACGGAUGAAGAUUCUGUUCAGUGCCGUUCUGGAGGCUCGAGAACCCGGUACUGGACGUCGUCUUUGUGAUCUUUUCAUGUUCAAGCCAUCCAAAAAGGACUACCCUGACUACUAUAAAAUUAUUCUGGAGCCUAUGGACUUGAAAACAAUUGAACAAAACAUUCGGACAGACAAAUAUGCAACAGAAGAAGCCAUGAUGGAUGACAUGAAGUUAAUAUUUCGAAAUGCCUGGCACUACAAUGAAGAAGGCUCACAGGUUUAUAAUGAUGCACACAUCCUGGAUAAAAUCCUUAAAGAAAAGAGGAAGGAGCUCGGUCCUGUGCCAGAUGAUGAGGACAUGGCAUCUCCAAAACUCAAGUUAAGUAGAAAAAGUGGAAUCUCUCCUAAGAAAGCCAAGUAUUUGAGUCCUAUGCAGCAAAAGCUGAAUGAGGUGUAUGAAGCGGUAAAGAAUUACACUGAUAAACGUGGCAGACGUCUCAGCGCCAUCUUUUUGCGGCUUCCAUCUCGCUCUGAGCUCCCUGACUACUAUGUAACUAUAAAAAAGCCAGUCGAUAUGGAAAAGAUCAGGAGUCACAUAAUGGCCAAUAAGUACCAGGACAUUGAUGCUAUGUGUGAGGACUUUGUGAUUAUGUUUAAUAACGCAUGCACUUAUAAUGAACCAGAGUCCUUAAUUUACAAGGAUGCCUUGGUCCUACAUAAAGUAUUGUUGGAAACCAGAAGAGACAUUGAAGGGGAUGAGGACUCCCAUGUGCCCAAUGUGACACUGCUAAUCCAGGAGCUUAUUCACAACCUUUUUGUGUCUAUGAUGAGUCAUCAGGAUGAUGAAGGAAGAUGUUAUAGUGACUCUCUUGCUGAAAUCCCUGCUGUUGACCCCAGGUUUCCAAAGCGCCCCCCAUUGACUUUUGAAAUAAUCCGAAAAAAUGUAGAAAACAACCGGUAUCGACGGCUUGACUUGUUUCAGGAGCACAUGUUUGAGGUACUGGAAAGAGCUCGACGGAUGAACAGAACGGACUCUGAAAUCUAUGAGGAUUCUGUGGAGCUUCAGCAGUUCUUUAUAAAGAUCAGAGAUGAGCUUUGCAAGAAUGGGGAAAUCCUUCUGUCACCUGCUCUGAGCUACACCACUAAACAUCUCCACAAUGAUGUUGAGAAGGAGAAAAAGGAAAAGCUGCCUAAAGAAUUUGAAGAAGACAAGGCCAAACGGGAAGAGGAAAAGAAAGAAGCUGAAAAAACUGAAGAUCAUGGAGGAGUUUCUGGCCAGUCUGGUUUACAACGCACCUACAGCCAGGACUGCAGCUUUAAGAACAGCAUGUAUCGUGUGGGAGACUAUGUGUAUGUAGAGCCUGCUGAGCCCAACCUUCAGCCACAUAUUGUUUGCAUAGAGCGCCUUUGGGAGGACAAUGCUGGUGAUAAAUGGUUGUAUGGCUGCUGGUUUUACCGACCCAAGGAAACCUUUCAUCUCGCACUCGGAAAUUUUUGGAGAAGGAGGUCUUCAAGAGUGACUACUAUAACAAAGUCCCUGUAAAUAAAAUUCUUGGCAAAUGUGUUGUCAUGUUUGUAAAGGAAUAUUUUAAACUGUGUCCUGAAAACUUCAGAGAUGAAGAUGUGUAUGUGUGCGAGUCUCGGUAUUCCGCCAAAGCCAAAGCGUUCAAAAAGAUUAAGCUUUGGACAAUGCCCAUCAGUUCAGUUCGGUUUAAGCCCCGAGAUUUGCCUCUGCCUGUGGUGCGAGUGGCUUCUGUGUUUGCACUUAAAAAUAAAGAGGAAGAAGAGCCACCAGCUGAGAGCACAGAAGAAAUGAAGGAGGAGGACAAUACUAUCUGCUUGGAGAAGGAAAAAGAAGAUGUUCCAGUUGACAUGCCUAAUGGGGAACCUGGAUGCCAUUACUAUGAGCAACUUCGUUACAAUGACAUGUGGUUAAAAGUUGGGGACUGUGUGUUUAUCAAGUCUCAUGGUCUUGUUAGGCCAAGAGUGGGCAGGAUAGAGAAAAUGUGGCUUCGGGAUGGAGCAGCCUAUUUCUUUGGACCAAUAUUUAUUCAUCCCGAGGAGACAAUUCAUGAGCCAACUAAAAUGUUCUACAAGAAGGAAGUGUUCUUAAGUAACUUGGAAGAGACCUGCCCAAUGGCCUGCAUUUUAGGAAAGUGUGCAGUGUUAUCAUUCAAGGAUUUUUUGUCUUGUCGCCCAACUGAAAUCCCCGAAAAUGACGUAUUGCUUUGUGAAAGUCGUUAUAAUGAGAGUGACAAGCAAAUGAAGAGGUUUAAGGGGCUGAAAAGAUUUUCAUUGUCUGCAAAGGUUGUGGAUGAUGAAAUUUAUUAUUUCAGAAAACCUAUUGUUCCUCAGAAAGAACCAUCUCCCCUCCUGGAAAAAAAGAUCCAGGAGUUGGAGGCAAAGUUUGCUGAGUUGGAAGGAGGUGAUGAAGAGAUUGAAGAUAUGGGAGAAGAGGAGGGUGAGAUCUUGGAGGCCCCAUCUGUCCCACAACUCCAAACGCCCAUGUCUGGUGAAUUAGAGCUCAUGCCAUACACUCCCCCACAGGCCGCCGUCGCCGCGCUUUCAAGCUCCCCCCGAUGCACCGACGACCUGACGGCAGAGGUCAGGCUGCCCUCCCCUUCCUCAUUGACGCAAAAGGGGAACGUAGCAGAGCCCACUGAAAAACCCAGUGACAGACAAAAGCAAGAUGGCGACCCGGGGCAGACAGUGGACAGCAAAUUGCCCAAACCGUUAUUAGACAAUGGAAAGUCGACGCCAAAGUCUGGCAAGAACAGCACUAAGAAAGAAGGAGGGAAGAGGAAGAUUAACAUGAGUGGUUACAUCCUUUUUAGUAGUGAAAUGAGGGCUGUGAUAAAAGCUCAGCAUCCAGACUACUCUUUUGGCGAACUCAGUCGUUUGGUAGGAACAGAGUGGCGGAAUCUGGAGGCCACAAAGAAAGCAGAUUAUGAAGAACGAGCUGCCAAAGUGGCAGAGCAACAGGAAAGGGAGAGAUUAGCACAGCAACAACAGCAGCAACAACAGCAGCAGCAGAAUUCAUCUCCCAGAGCCGGAACACCUGUAGGAGCCCUCAUGGGUGUUGUGCCUCCGCCCACUCCAAUGGGAAUGCUUAACCAGCAGAUGACACCCAACUCAGGGGUAAUGGCACAAGGAGUACCUUCCAUGGCUGGAACACCCGCAACUGGAAAUAUUCCGUACAAUCAGCAGAUGGGAAUGCUUGUUCCUGCUGGACAGCAGGCUCCACCUCCAUAUCCUGGUCAGAAUCAAGUUAGUCAGCCAGCUGUACAGCAGCCUUCAACCCCUGUGUUUGUGGCUCCACCACCCAGGACUCAAAAGUUACUCCAUUCAGAAGCAUACUUGAAAUACAUAGAAGGAUUAACGGCUGAAUCCAACUGCAUCAGCAAAUGGGACCAGACAUUGUCAGCUCGGAGACGAGACAUCCACUUGUCGAAAGAACAGGAGAGCCGGCUUCCUUCCUACUGGUUGAAGAGCAAAGGGGCCCACACAACUAUGGCCAAUGCAUUAUGGCGUCUCAGAGACCUCAUGCUUAGAGACACCUUAAACAUCCGACAGGCAUACAGCCUUGAAAAUGUCUAA